Aethina tumida (small hive beetle) is the source of this 3519-nucleotide messenger RNA. It is a transcript of the gene Srrm1, whose product is annotated as serine/arginine repetitive matrix protein 1. Gene Ontology annotation, cellular component: spliceosomal complex. Bases 427 to 3390 code for a protein of 987 amino acids. The transcript has 8 exons. The record is from RefSeq and is a predicted model, not a curated record. Gene Ontology annotation, molecular function: RNA binding. Gene Ontology annotation, biological process: mRNA processing; regulation of mRNA splicing, via spliceosome. Lineage: Eukaryota; Metazoa; Arthropoda; Insecta; Coleoptera; Nitidulidae.
AUAUGUGGCAACAUAGCUAUAUCUUCGCGCCUAGAUAUAUGUCACUGUUAUAACAUUGAGUUGGUACUUCUUAGGGAUUCUUCUUCUUCUUUUCCUGCAGUUUUCAUGUGUAAAGCCGACUGUUAGUAUAUUCAUUGGUUGACGCUGCGCCAUUUUGUAUACCCAACAUGGAUGAUAAAUGUUGAUUUCAUCAGUUUGUGUUCACAUAAAAUCAGAAUCGACUCCGAAUAAUAAUCACAACGGCGGUGUCGGACAGACGAUAAGUUCGGGCAUCGGAAAUAACAAACUAUGAAGUUUACGCCACUUAUUGUAUAGUGUAAAUAUCAUUUACCGGUACGCUUGUACAUUUCGGUGUCGAAUUUAAUUUUCACCCAGUUAAUAUAUAGUAACUAAGUUUUUUGUUUAAUUAGCCGGACCACUGGAUAUAUGAUUAUGUAUACGGGAACGAAUACUGAACAGGACAACCGCUUCAGCGAUAAGGAGAAAAAACUCCUUAAGCAGAUGAAGUUCUCAGAUUGCUUAAGCCAACGGGUUGAUAUGUCCAAAAUAAAACUGGACGUUAUUAAGCCGUGGAUUCAAGACAAACUGACUGAGAUCCUCAAAAUUGACGAUGAUGUGGUUGUCGACUUCGUUUACAAUCAAUUAGAGGAAAAGUAUCCAGACCCUAAAAAAAUACAAAUUAAUUUAACUGGGUUCUUACAUGGAAAAAAUGCCAGGGAAUUCAUGGCAGAACUUUGGGCCCUUCUACUGUCUGCCCAAGAUAACCCCACAGGAAUACCAGACUCACUGAUUGAUUUAAAAAGAGAAGAACUUGCCAAGAAAAAGGAAAUAGAAGAAAAGAAUCGCGAAAAGGAGCGUGAUAAGGAACGGGACCGUGACAAAUCGGAAAAAGACCGCAAAUACAGAGACAGAUCGAGAUCAAGGCGCAGCAGGUCCCGUUCGUCCAGACCGAGCAGGCGGCGUUCUAACGACCGUUCCAGUCGGCAAAACGACAAGGGCGGCGGUGGCGACAAGAACCGUCCCUCCAAGGGCCGCGACGCCAGAUCCAGGAGCCGCGACAGGAACUCUGUCAGCAAGGACAGAAAGUCGAGGAGCCGCGACCGGAAGUCCCGCAGUCGCGACAGAAACAAGAGCGGUGAUAGGAAGUCGAGGAGCAGGGACAGGAAGUCGACCAGCAAGUCCAGGAGCAGGUCCAGGUCAGCGAUGGAGAACGAGGUCAAAAACAACGGGAACAUCAGUCCUGGGGAGAGGCCGAAUAAUGGACGUGAAGGGUCCGAGAAGGCGGACACCAACACCAACGGCAAACACAGCAGUUCCGGAAUGCCCGUCUCGAAGCUGCAGGCCAAACUGAUGUCGCUGGCCGAGAACUCGUCGAAGAACUCUCGUUCCCGCAGUCGGUCGCGGUCUCGUUCCAGGCGCAAGUCCCGGUCCAAGUCGCGUUCGACGAGCCUCUCGAAGUCCCGUUCGCGGUCCAAGGAAGGCGCCAAGGAGAGACGUCGCUCACGUUCGAGUUCGGCGGGAUCGAAGGUGGGCGCAGGCGGAGCUGGAGACUCGUUCGAGAUCAGGAAGAAGGAGGAGAGCGUGCAGAAGAAGCGGCAUUAUCGGUCGAACAAGGACAGUUCGGACAGCGAACCGGAGGGCAGACGAAAGAGAAGUAGGAGCAAGUCGCCGAGGAGGAGGCGCAACAGCAAGGACAGGAGUCCCAGAAGGAAGAGGAGUCUGUCGAAGAAGCGCAGCACUUCGCGUAGACGGUCCGUCAGUCGCAAGAGGAGUUUGUCCAGAAGACGCAGCCUGUCGCGUAAGAGAAGCGUGAGCCGUCGCAGACGCAGCCCAUCACGGGGUCGCCGCAGCACCCCACGACGACCGAGCCCCCGCCGUCGUCGCAGUUACAGUCGGCGCAGGAGCCCGAGCCGUGGACGCAGAGGCAGGCGAAGCAGGAGCCGCCGCAGUCCCAGCCGCAGGCGCAGGAGCAUCAGCCGUAGGAGGGGCGCCAGUCGUGACCGACUUGACAGACGUUUUGGGAGAAGGAGCCGCAGCCGAGACAGACCCUACCGCAGGCCGUCGCCACCACGGGACAGAAGACGGUCUAGAUCGCGGGACCGUCGCUCGCGGUCCAGGCAUCGCAACAGCCGUGACAGAGGCAGCGUACGAAGGAAGUCGCCGGUCCGUCGUUCUUCACCCAGAGAGCGCGAUCAUCCGCGCAAGCCCAGUCCUAGUCCGGUAACCAGGAACGACAAGCCACGCACAGAGAGGGACACGUCGCGUGACUCACGGCCUACACCAGCUUCGAAGAAACCCGAAAGCAAAAAGGAAGAAGUGACUAAAAAGUUGGAGGAGCAGCCUAAGGUUCGCGAGGAGCGGGUGGAGAAGAAGCAGGAGGAGAAAAGGAAAAUCUCGACUUCUGAAAGUCAUCCUGUUGUAGAGGCUAAGAGUAAGGAGAAGGAGAGGAAGAAGUCUAGGAGCAUUAGUCCGGAGAAGAAGAAGGGUAAAUAUCCCAUUCCGCCGUACGGACCUCCUAGAUAUUCAAGAAGUCUGUCAAGAACCCCAUCUCCGUUCAUCAAGGCUCACGAAUUCCCACCCAAAAAGCAAACGGCCGCUUCAGUAAAGGAGGACAGAAAGAAACACAAGGAAAAGGUCGAGGUUAAGCCGAAGAAGGUUUCCAAGAAACCUUCGAAGAGCGAGUCUGAGUCGUCCAGUGAUUCGGAAAGUGACGAACCUAAAGAAAAAGAAAAGGACAAGAAGAAAUUAAAACUGAAGAGGAAGCCUAAAAAACGUGAUUCCAGCUCGAGUGACAGCGAAGCAGAACACUCGUCGAGGAGUAAGAAAGAGCGGGGUAGUAGUGUCGAAGCUGACAAGAAGAAGGUUUCUAAGAAGAAACGGGACAGCAGCGACGAAAGGUCGAGCAAGAAGCGACAUCAGAGUUCUGAUUCGGAGGAUGACAGGAAGGCGCGGAAGAAGCAUCGUUCCAUUAGCUCUGAGAAAACUAAGAAGUCCAAACGUGACGAUUCCAGCGACAGCGAAUCCCACAAGUCCAAAAACAAGAAGAAGCAGGACAGCAGCGAUGAGUCGGAUAAGGAAAAGUCGAAAAAACAUAAGAAAGAUAGCUCGUCGGACAGCGAGGACGAAUCCACUAAAAAGCGGAAGCACAAGAGGAAGAAGUCCGGAAGCGAGUCGGAUGACGAAUUAGAAUCUAAGAAGAGGAAAAAGGAUAAAAAGCAUAAGAAGAAGAAGAAACACUCGAAGAAACACAAGAAACACAAGAAGAAGAAAGCCGACAGUGAUGAUUCCGACAAUAGUGACGUAGAAGUUAUUAAUGAGGACGAAAAGAAAUUAAGGGAGAAAGCUCUUAAGUCGAUGAAGCGGCAGAACUCAAGCGACAAGUCUGAGUAAUAUUUUGUUUUAUAGUUUAACUAAUUAAAUAAUAUGAUUAUAAGUAGGAUUAAUGAGUGAUUUUGUGUAUUGUUUUCUUUUUUGUCAUCCAUUCCGUAUGUUGAUGUCAUAAUAAAGUUAUGAAUGUGA